AUGUGUGAACUAUGUGCCAUGACGUGCCAUGAGCCCCAUCCUCCAUCAGAGGAGGGCCCUAACCAUUGUGAGGAGGGUCCCAAGCCUCCAGAGGAGUUGGUGGGUAACACCACAAAACAUGCUCUGCUCACCUUGUAUGAGGAACUACUGACAGAGGUGCAAUUAGCAGAAGAGGCUCAGCGCUCACGCAAGUUCUCAGAGCAGCUUUAUUGCUUCAAUCACAAGAAUGUGAAAUCAGUGCUUCACUGGACAAGUUUUUUGAUUUUAUUUGUACUUGCCAUCUUCUUGCUCAUUGGUUAUGGAUAUCGACACAUUGAUUUGGGAAAAUCUGUUUACCAGAGCUGUUGGUGGAUAGCUGAGGCACUUCUGAUUCUCCUGAGCUUGCUAUUUAAUGGUUACUUGAUAGGCUGGAACCAAACUUUGGUGAUUGAGGAACCUGUUCGUCUGGCACAAGAGGCUCUAGUGAAAAUAAGGGAAAACUUGGUUGAUGGAGUAUGGAAUCCCAAAGACUAUCUCAACCUCAACAGUCCCCAGUCUCCUUGUAUAUCCACACAGUGGACAUAUCGGGAUGGUGAAUUGGUAGACUUGCCGACUGUGUUAAUGGUUAAAGGAGAUGUUAUUUUGUUACGGCCUGGCCAUGCUGUUCCAGUUCAGUGUCAAGAGUUAAUGACUGAAGAAAACCAAACAGGUAUGAUCCUGUGUGAAGGAGAUGUCUACACCCCAAACUUGGAGCACUCUGUAGAGCAGUUUGGGUUACCUCAGGGACGAGUGCCACUUCAGCCCAAGAAAUUUACUGUGUUGAAAACUCCUUUUGUUGAAAACCUUAGAAACCUUUUGGAUAAAACUGGUGACCAUCCUGCUAGCAUUGUUGAUUCAAUAAGGUACCAAAUUCAUAGUGUUUUACUAGAGAAAACCUUACUGCCUGUAGUUUUGUUUGGUGUAUUGAUUGUUAAUACAUUACGAUACAUCUACAUCAAAGGAUUCAUUGGUCAUUGGACAGAAAUGUUUUUAGUUCUGCCAGUGCAUGCAGUGUUACCUUUGGUGCCCAUGAUAUUUCCAUUUUUUUGGAAAUUACUUAACUAUUAUGGCCAGGCCAGGCUAUUUGUUGCUUAUGAAGUCUCAAAAGAAAUUAAGCCGUCAGUAUCUGAAGAAAGUUUUGACAGCGACAGCAUCAUCUCUGAAGAUGAGGCCCGUGUCAAUUUACCGUGGAAGAGGGUUCUACAUUGGUUGAUGGUAAUUGCAACUGGUAAUUCUCCAGUAGCUACAUAUAAUAUCAAUUUAAUGCAUAUAUUGGGCAGUGUCACAACUUUAUGCUGUAUUGAUAAAAAAGGUAUUCUAUCUUGGCCCAACCCUUCAGCAGAGAAAGUCUUUUUCUUCUCUGAUGUCAAACAGCCUACUCAACAUAACAGCCCCCAGGAUUCUCUGUGCUCUUUUUCAGAAGAAAUGACUUUCUCCCAAUACCCAGAACAAGAUUCCACUCAGGACUGUGCCUAUCAUCAUGGGGAAGAAGCACAAGUGCCCACUAAUGUUCCAAGGACUGGCUGUCAUGUUGAGGUUUUGGAUUUGACUCAUGAUACAAAAAAAAGCUCUAUUUCUUUUCAGAAUUCAUUUGGGCUCCAGUUUGAUGAUCCCUCUUGGAAAAUACAUCUUUCAUCUUUAAAGCCUUUAGGUCUUAACAUUUUGGCUAACACGUGUAAUACAAGCACUGCUAAUUGGUAUUCCCAAUUCACUGACCAUGUGGCAUCUGCUGCUCUGGAGGAUGAGGGCACUGUUGCAGUCUUGAAUAGAAGGUGCCUGUGUGAACUUGCUAGGCAAAUUGGUUUCUCCAACAAUGCCCUAGAUAUAUUUUCUAAGAAGCAGAUUAUUGGUGUCUACAGACAAGUAACCUUCUCCUCCCCGUCUCUUCUUUUGUUCCCCGUCUCUUCUUUUGUUCCCCGUCUCUUCUUUUGUUCCCCGUCUCUUCUUUUGUUCCCCGUCUCUUCUUUUUGUUCCCGUCUCUCUUCUUUUGUUUCUCUUCUUUUGUUCCCGUCUCUCUUUUGUUCCCGUCUCUUCUUUUUGUUCCCGUCUCUUCUUUUUUGUUCCCCGUCUCUUCUUUUGUUCCCGUCUCUUUUUUGUUCCCGUCUCUUCUUUUGUUCCCGUCUCUUCUUUUUUUUCCCCGUCUCUUCUUUUUGUUCCCGUCUCUUUUUUGUCUCUUCUUUUGUUCCCGUCUCUUUUUGUUCCCCGUCCUCUUCUUUUGUUCCCCCGUCUCUUCUUUUUUGUUCCCGUCUCUUCUUUUUUUUCUUCCCCGUCUCUUCUUUUUUUUCCUUUUUGUUCCCUUCUUUUUGUUCCCCGUCUCUUCUCUUCUUUUUUGUUCCCUCUCUUCUUUUGUUUCUCUUCUUUUGUUCCCGUCUCUUCUUUUUUGUUCCUUUUGUUCUCUUCUUUUUGUUCCCCGUCUCUUCUUUUUGUUUUCGUCCUUCUUUUGUUCUCUUCUUCUUUUUUGUUCCCGUCUCUUCUUUUGUUUCCCGUCUCUUCUUUUUGUUCCCCGUCUCUUCUUUUGUUCCCCGUCUCCCGUCUCUUUCUUUUGUUCCCCUUCUUUUUGUUCCCCGUCUCUUCUUUUGUUCCCCCGUCUCUUCUUUUGUUCCCCAAUCUCUUCUUUUUUUGUUUUGUUCCCGUCUCUUUUUUGUUUCCCCGUCUCUUCUUUUGUUCCCCGUCUCUUCCCCGUCUCUUCUUUUGUUCCCCGUCUCUUCUUUUGUUCCCCGUCUCUUCUUUUGUUCCCCGUCUCUUCUUUUGUUCCCCGUCUCUUCUUUUGUUCCCCGUCUCUUCUUUUGUUCCCCGUCUCUUCUUUUGUUCCCCGUCUCUUCUUUUGUUCCCCGUCUCUUCUUUUUGUUCCCGUCUCUUCUUUUUGUUCCCGUCUUCUUCUUCUUUUGUUCCCGUCUCUUCUUUUUGUUCCCCGUCUCUUCUUUUGUUUCUCUUUUUGUUCCCGUCUCCUUUUGUUCCCGUCUCUUCUUUUGUUCCCCCGUCUCUUCUUUUGUUCCCCGUCUCUUCUUUUUGUUCCCGUCUCUUCUUUUGUCUCUCUUCUUUUGUUCCCCCCUUCUUUUGUUCCCUCUCUUCUUUUGUUCCCCGUCUCUUCUUUUGUUCCCCGUCUCUUCUUUUGUUCCCCGUCUCUUCUUUUGUUCCCCGUCUCUUCUUUUGUUCCCCCUAGAAGAGAGGGCUGCAAAAGAAAGGUUACAGAGAGCCCGAUCAAAUGUACGCCACAGGAUACCAAUGCCAAAUUUGGUAUCUAUUGUUGUGAAAGAAAAAAAUUCAGGUAUGUUCCAGCUUCUUUGUCAAGGUACAGCAGACUUGAUCCUGGAUUGUUGCAGUGAUUAUUGGAAUGGACAAGAUUUGUGUCCUCUUACUGACUCUGAUAGAAAAAAGGUUUUAGAUUUUUACCACAGGACCAGCAUAGCCUCCUACUGUACAGCAUUUUCCUAUCGCCCCCUCACCACUCAGAUCACUUCACCAUUGAAAGACAUGUACAUUGAGCUACCAGCUGAUUCAUCUGCAAUGUGCCAAAUUCAGAAUGUUGCAACAAGAGUGAAUGAAUCUGUAAAAAUGGACUCCAGCAAGCUGACAAAGCAACCAUGGUGCUUUAGUGCUGAUUCUCUUGUCACUGAAAAUGAUGGCCCCUAUUCUUCUGAUAGUGUUCCUGCGUGUUUCCAAAUGCAAUGCAGCCAGAUCUUCAUUGGAAUGGUAUCCAUGCAGUAUCAGGCACGAUUGGAAUUUGUUCAAAUGAUUGAUAAACUUGAAACAGCUUUCAUCAGAUUUGUUCAUUUUUCUAAUGAAAAUGAAUUAAGAAGUCGAGUAUUUUCAGAAAAAAUGGGUUUGGAAGCUGGUUGGAAUUGCCACAUUUCUCUGGCUUCCCCAAUUAAAUCAGAAGAAUUAUCAGUGCCUGGUACCUCACAGGGCGAACUUUCUCACCGUACAUCGAAAUAUUCAAGCCGCCACUCUAAUGACACCAUUGGACGUGAGUCACAUGCAUGGAACACUAAACUGAAACAGCAGCAGCAGCAACAACAGCAACACCAUCAUCCCCAUCCUGCUGUAGGUGAAUCCUUGCACACCCGCUGCUACAGUGCACCAAGUGUCAUCAAUCUAGAUAUGUGUCUUGUUAAGUUUGAUGACAAUUCUUCUACAAACCAAACAAAUGGUGAUAUGCCAACAUUUUGCAUCAACCCUGAUUUCCCCAAGGAAAUAGUGAUCGAUCGGGACAGCUUGCUAGGAGAAAACAUGGAUGAUUCAACUGAAUUGUUGGCCAAUUCCAGUGCCACUGCUCCUGCUGCAACUUCUGUUGCUGGCACUCCUGUGGGUGGUGCAGCCUCUUCUUCAGAUUGUAAUGAUGGGAGUGGAGAACCUUGCUCAGAGAGCCACCUGACCUCAAGUUGUGAGACGGAAAACACAGAAUUUAGUUUACCAGGAGUACCAGACAAUAGGGCUCAGCUUCCAAGAGGCAUAGAGAACAUCCGACCGCAUCUUGAAAAAGUGGACAAUGUGCCUUUACUCGUUAAUCUCUUCACUGACUGCACUCCUGAAACCACAAAGGAGAUGAUAAAAAUUAUGCAAGAGUAUGGUGAGGUUGUGUUGUGUGUGGGCAGCUCCCUUAAUGUGAAAAAUACUGGCAUUUUUCUACAAGCAGACUGUAGUUUGGCUAUUGAACCUUUGUAUCCCCAGUUGUGUCGCAGCGAGCCACUGAAUAUUGAACCAGGGGCAAUCCAUGCACAUCUGACACCCAUGCACUUAGCUAGCUCCUUGUUGUCGAGCCCAUGUCCAUUGCUGUUCAGAAACCAUGAGAAUAUCAGUCUCAUCCAGCUCAUUGCAGAGGCCCGUAACCAUGUCUUAUCAAUGGGCAAUUGUUUCAAAUUCUUGCUGUGUUGUCACCUGUCACUCACUUUGGUGCAGGUCUUGGCCACUCUAAUUCUGUUGCCUCCACCUUUGAGUGGCCACCAAUUGUUGUGGCUAAUUUUUAUUGUGGUGCCCUUGCUCAGCCUCAGUUUGAUGGGCAACCCUGUUGAUCCUCGCAAUAUGACCCUAGCCACUGCAAAGAACUGUGAUCAUAUUAACAAACAGAUGCUGCUGCAUUUUGUGCUGUCUUUCAUCUUCAGAUUUGUCCCUCCUGUCACUGUGACCCUCAUUACUUUUGCUUUGAUUCUCUACUUUAUCUGUGAUGUCUUCCAUGAAUCACGGCCUUGCUACCCAUUUGAUCUGAGCCAACACAACCCAUCUGGACUCUGGAACUCGUGGUAUGGAGAUAACUCUGCAGGAUUCACCACUGCCCAGAACAUUGUGCUAUUUCAGAUGGUGCUUUAUUUUGUGUUUAUAUCUGGCAGUUUUGUCCAUCGAUCAGACCACAUCUGGAAGGAGCCUCCUUACACCAACUGUCUGUGGCUCAUCAUUGUAAUUUGUAUACUGAUUUUUCAGCUCAUUUUUUUUCUUUGUGACACUGGAAUCUAUGGAGGGUUCCAAAAGAACUGGCUGUCUCACAUUCAUCCCGCCAUUUGGGUCAUCUCUUUCAUUUGGCCCCUUGUGACUCUCGCGUUCAGUGAAUUGGUCAAGCGUUAUGAAAUAAAGCUCAACGUUCGCUACCAGAAGAGAGCCCAUCUAGCCUUCGAAACCAAACUGGGCAUGAACUCGCCAUUUUGA
Acanthosepion pharaonis is the source of this 5658-nucleotide messenger RNA. The record is from the annotation of a GenBank genome assembly. NCBI's taxonomy places the organism in Eukaryota, Metazoa, Mollusca, Cephalopoda, Sepiida, Sepiidae.